This is a messenger RNA of Pteronotus mesoamericanus, 8008 nucleotides long. It is a transcript of the gene SNX29, whose product is annotated as sorting nexin 29. NCBI's taxonomy places the organism in Eukaryota, Metazoa, Chordata, Mammalia, Chiroptera, Mormoopidae. Gene Ontology annotation, molecular function: phosphatidylinositol binding. The transcript is spliced from 21 exons. The record is from RefSeq and is a predicted model, not a curated record. The coding region runs from base 114 to 2561 and encodes 815 amino acids.
GGGCGAGGCGCGGCGCGCUGUCGCCCGGCCUGUCUAGAGCUCAGCGGCAGCAGUGGCGGCAGUGGCGGCAGUGGCGGCGGUACAGCGCAGGCACCAGCCCGGGGAGCGGCACCAUGAGCGGAUCACAGAACAAUGACAUGAAAAGACAAUUUUUGCUGGAGCGACUGCUGGAUGCAGUGAAACAGUGCCAGAUCCGCUUUGGAGGGAGAAAGGAAAUCGCCUCGGAUUCUGACAGCAGGGUGACCUGUCUGUGUGCCCAGUUUGAGGCAGUCCUACAGCAUGGCUUGAAGAGGAGUCGCGGAUUAGCACUAACAGCAGCUGCGAUCAAACAGGCAGCGGGCUUCUCCAGCAAAACUGAAACAGAGCCCGUGUUCUGGUUCUACGUGAAGGAGGUCCUCAGCAAGCACGAGCUGCAGCGCUUCUAUUCCCUGCGCCACAUCACCUCGGAUGUGGGCCGCGGCCGGGCCUGGCUGCGCUGCGCCCUCAAUGAACACUCGCUAGAGCGCUACCUGCACAUGCUCCUGGCUGACCGCAGCAGGCUCAGCACUUUUUAUGAAGACUGGUCUUUUGUAAUGGAUGAAGAAAGGUCUAGCAUGCUUCCUACCAUGGCAGCUGGUCUGAACUCCAUACUCUUCGCGAUCAACAUUGACAACAAGGAUUUAAAUGGGCAGAGUAAGUUUGCUCCUACCGUCUCGGACCUCUUAAAGGAGUCAACGCAGAAUGUGACUUCCUUGCUGAAGGAGUCUACGCAAGGAGUGAGCAGCCUUUUCAGGGAGAUCACGGCAUCCUCUGCUGUCUCUAUCCUCAUCAAGCCUGAGCAGGAGACCGACCCCCUGCCCGUCAUGUCCAAGCACGUCAGUGCCGAUGCCAAAUGUAAAAAGGAACGGAAGAAGAAAAAGAAGGUGACCAACAUUAUCUCAUUUGAUGAUGAGGAAGAUGAGCAGAACUCUGGUGAUGGUUUUAAAAAGAUACCCGGGACUGGGGAGAGCUCAGAGGAGAACUCUGACCGCUCCUCAGUCAAUAUCAUGUCGGCCUUUGAAAGCCCCUUUGGGCCUAAUUCCAAUGGAAGUCAGAGCAGCAGCUCAUGGAAAAUUGAUUCACUAUCUUUGAAUGGGGAGUUUGGGUACCAGAAGCUCGAUGUAAAAAGCAUUGAUGAUGAAGAUGUGGAUGAGAACGAGGAUGAGGUGUAUGUGUCUGGAAGGAAGCGCAUGAGCCACUCAGAGUCACCUGAGAAGCCACUGGAUGGGAACACCUGCCUCUCCCAGAUGCACAGCUGGGCUCCGCUGCAGGUGCUGCAUGGCGACACCGACAUCCUCUUUCCGGUCAGUGGAGUGGGCUCCUUCAGCCCUGCAGAUGCCCCCCUUGGAAGCUUGGAGAACGGGACAGGACCCAAGGAUCACGUGCUCCCAGAGCCUGGACCUCGGUACAGUGUGGAAGCCAGUUCUCCAGGCCAAGGAAGUCCUCUGAGCAGCCUGUUACCUUCUGCCUCAGUGCCAGAGUCGAUGACAAUUAAUGAACUGCGGCAAGCUAUCGUGGCCAUGAUGAACAGGAAAGAUGAGCUGGAGGAAGAGAACAGAUCGCUGCGGAACCUGCUGGACGGUGAGAUGGAGCACUCAGCUGCCCUCCGGCAAGAGGUCGACACCUUGAAAAGGAAGGUGGCUGAGCAGGAGGAGCGGCAUGUCACAAAGAUUCAGGCAUUGGCAAGGGAAAAUGAGGUGCUCAAAGUCCAGCUGAAGAAAUAUGUAGGAGCUGUCCAGAUGCUGAAAAGAGAAGGUCAAACAGCUGAAGUUGUACCAAACCUUUGGAAUGUUGAUGGAGAAGUUACAGUCACUGAGCAGAAGCCGGGAGAAGUUGCUGAGGAACUAGCAAGCUCCUAUGAAAGAAAGCUCAUUGAGGUGGCGGAGAUGCACGGUGAGCUGAUUGAGUUCAACGAGCGCCUGCACAGGGCCCUGGUGGCCAAGGAAGCCCUCGUGUCCCAGAUGAGGCAGGAGCUCAUUGACCUCCGGGGACCGGUGCCUGGAGAUUUGAGUCAAACAUCCGAAGACCAAAGUUUGUCGGAUUUUGAAAUAUCCAACCGGGCGCUGAUCAAUGUCUGGAUCCCAUCUGUGUUUCUCCGGGGCAAAGCAGCGAAUGCAUUCCAUGUCUAUCAGGUCUACAUCCGGAUUAAAGAUGAUGAAUGGAAUGUUUAUCGACGGUACACAGAGUUCAGGAGUUUGCACCACAAGUUACAGAACAAAUACCCUCAAGUGAAAGCCUACAACUUCCCGCCCAAAAAAGCCAUUGGAAACAAGGAUGCCAAGUUUGUAGAGGAGCGAAGGAAGCAGCUCCAGAACUACCUGCGCAACGUCAUGAACAAAGUCAUCCAGAUGGUCCCCGAGUUUGCCACCAAUCCCAAGAAAGAGACCCUCGUUCAGCUGAUGCCCUUCUUUGUUGACAUCACCCCUCCCGGAGAACCACUGAACAAGAACAGCCGGCCCAAAGCGGCUUCCCGCUUCCCCAAGCUGUCGCGCAGCCAGCCCAGGGAGACGCGCAAUGUGGAGCCCCAGAGCGGCGACCUCUGACCUCGGUGGAGUCCCAGACUUGGGCUCUAUGUGCUGCGCCAGCUGCCUCCAUCCUGGCCUCUCUGCAUCACACCUGGCCACAGCAGCUGGCCCCUUACUCCUUGGAGUGACGACCACCUCCACCUGGUGAACCCCAGAGAGCACACCUUCCCCACUGGUUACAUGACACCUGGUUACAUUAAACUGGUCAGAGAGCAAGGUGGCUCCUUGCCGGACAGACCCAGACACACGGGCACCAGUCGCCCAGGGGCCAGCAGGAGGGCGGGUGCCAGGUUGGGCUUGGAGCCCCCUGGUUGAGAUGCACAACUUUGGUAUUUCAUUUGGUCAGAAGAUUCACUUAGAAACAACCUCUUGACUCUUUCCCACAUGGGAAUUAGAAUGACUGUUACAGUCUUUUUUUUUUUUUCUUUUUAAUGUAAUUGCCUGCUACAACCUCUGGCCAAGCUGUGGAGGAAGGGGCAUUCCUCCCCAUUUGAUGUUCCCCCAGUGGUCAGCAGACACCCUAGUUAUUGCCUCUGGGCCAGCAGCAGCUCGGUGGCGUCACUCCUCCCGCAAGACGGUGCAGUGGCCUUCGUGCAAAAGAGACGUUAAGUGAUGCUGAUCUGUGGCUUUUGAAGCACGAUUGGCUUCUGGAAGGACCAGCCCGUGUAGGGAACCUGAGACCCCUGGACCCACGUGCACCUUUGUCAGGUUUGGGGGAACCUCACCCAUCCAGGCUGGAACCAUCAGCAACAACCUGGCAGCCCCAUGUUGGAGAGCCCUGGGCUGUCCAGAAAUGGGGGGCCUUGGCCUCAGAAGCCAAGAGGCCUCCAGGCUGUGAGAGACUCAGCUCUGCAGAAGGCUCUGAGAGCCCUCAGGCCUUCACACCGAGCUCCGGAGCUCUGUAACCUCGCUGUGGCUCUCUGUGAACUUGGACACGGUGUCCACCUUGCACAAAUCAUGAUUGUCGCCUAAAGACACGGGUUCACAGUGUGCUCCCUGCCCCUCAACAUGCUCUCGGUGGGAACAGGAUCCCAUGUGCCCCUAGACCGAGUCCUCUGUCCUCCUGUCUGAGAACAGGCGCUGUUGACUAGCAGGAACAGGAUAAAGACGAGAGCAUGGCGCUCGGCACAGGCUCUUCCUCCAGCUCUCCACACCGGACCCUCCCCAGGACCAGGGCUGGCCAGCUCAUUGCAACAUGCGGAAACACGGAAUUGUCUCUCCCCCGGGCAAAGGCCACCCUCAGCUGCUGAGCACCGUUAUGAAGAGUUUGCAUUUUGGAGGAAAUAUUAAAAAACUAGGUACAAAAUCAUGAAACAGACUACACAGGAAUUAGUUAAACCAGAAAAUAGAUGGAUCUGUGGGGAGUUUGAUGACAUGAAUGUGUGACACACGGUCAGAGGGAGGCUGCCCACACCCUCUACCUGGAACGUGUCGGCUCAUUAGCUCAGACCUUGGUGAACAAGCUGGGUAUGCGCUGAGCCUUUCCUAGACAGAGGAAGGCUCCGCGGAGGCUCACCUGGAAGGUUCUGCUCUGUGUUCCUGUCAGCCCCAGGGACCUUACUCAGGUCAGCUGUAAAACUGACCCCCGGGGCUUGUAGAAAGGAGCCAGGAUGAGAAACGGCCCAAAAGAGCUUCUGAGGGAACCUCCGGCCUGGUGAGCCGUGCCCAGGCGAGCAAAGGGCCUGCCGUCCUCGUGGCUGGAGGCGGCGGUGUGUGGCGGGGGUCCCUGCUCUCAGCUCAUGGGGUUAGAGGACCCGAGAGACCAUGUCCUAAAAAGGCAACAUAGUUUCUUUCUUCCUUUGUUUCAGUUCCAAGUCCACAGGGCCCCCUCGGUGGCCGCGGCUGGCUGCUCUGAACAAGGCUUCCUCGACUAAAUCGUCAGGAUGCUCAGAGCACAAGCUGCCCCACCUCCCGCCUCCCACAUUGUGUUUACUCCACCUCAGUCAUUUUGAUGUUGGUCUUUGAUCCCCACUGAAACACUGUCCCAGCACCACCUGUCUGGACGGCGGAACGUGUCCCCAGUCAUCUCCGUUUUCUGUGUAGUAGAUGUGGAACGGACCACCCACCUCCAGCGCCCCCUACCCGGGCCCAGGGUUCUGUUCAGCCAGGCUUUCUGGUACCUGACUGGAAACAUCUGGUGCGAACCAGGCCUUGCCUUCCCCAGCCACUCCUCCAGGAACCUGCUUCACAGCUACGACAGGACAGAUGCUACGUUGGGAGAAAAGAGUCCACGCCCAGCCUGUAUUUAAAAAGGAGAAACCCUGCCUCCUCAUUUUUAAAAGCUUAAUUAUUCAUGGAAAACUCACCCUGGUCUCCCAAAGUAUGGAUUGUAAAAGCACGUUCUUAGGGGCCCCACAGGAAUCGUCAGCUGCUUGGUCUUUUCACCCCCUUUUUGGUGAUCAUGCAGAAACCCUGGAAUCAUCUUUAAUGUACAGACCGCCCCCUCCAAUUUUAGCCCAGAUAUGCAUGUGACAUGCACAUUACAGCCACUCCUCAGAGCCUUAAUUUUGGAAUCACAUAGAAUGUUCUGCAAUGAUUUAAUCCACCCAGCUGCUCACUAAACCCCUGACCCCUAGCUCCUGAAGAAGACAAACCACUCGGGGCCAGCAAGGAGCAGGCUGAGAGCUGGUGUAUUAAACGUCGCCCCGUCACGGCAUUCACCUGCCCUUCACCUAAGAUCCAAUUCAGAGGGCAGGCUGUGGUCCUCCCUCCGAAUGCCCACUCAGCCCCCUGCAACCCGUCAGCAGAAAAGACCACCCUGUGGAAAGGACCAAUUGAAGCUGCCCGUCUCCUUGAUCCAAUUAGAAGAUUCUUUGGUGCCUCCAAAAUUGGCAGCUAAGAGAUGAGUCCCUCCCUGUUCAGAGGGAAACCAAAGGGGUCUGCCUCUCUCUAGAGGGCCUUGAACAUCCAGGACCACACCUAGACUGCGCGCAGGAGUCCAUUCUGGGUCCUCUCACCAAAGGCAAGCUGUCAGCUCACAGGAAGCUUUAGCAAGAACAUCGCUAGGGCUUGUCUCUGUCAGCAACUCAUUUGUUUCUUCCUCCAUUCCCCCAGAUGAAAGAAACAAUCAGGAAGAGUAGGGUGGGCAGAGAUGCCUCUCCUUAAAAGAGAAAACCAAAGCGCUCAGGGAGGCCCUCCAAGGCCGGUGCAAACGUAGCCCAGAGCAACUCCCGACUAGGGAGGGAGCCUUCACAGCCAGCUCCAGCUUGUAAACUCGUUCCCCGGGCACGCACUACGCAAUGUUACCGGCAAGCAAUCAAUUGCAGAGAGCACAGAGACAGUUAAAACAGCCUGGCGUUUGUCUAGUCGGUCCCCAGGGAGGAGGAGUUGGCUAUCUUGUCGAAGGAGACCUCGCUUAACACCCAAUAGCCAGGCACGCCCAAGGGCCUCCUGGUUACAAAAGGAGGCAAGGGUUUAAGGACAGGGUCUUAUUACAGCACUUGGCUCUGCUCUGGCUCAGAGCUUAUUAAAAUGAGUCCUUUGAUAACCACUGAAAUUUUACAAGGGCAGCAGGUUGUGUUAUGACUGUAACAAAACAGAGGCAAUCAAAGUUGUUUACAACUCUAGGAUUGAUAACGGUGUUGUAACUAAUGCAAAAGGCAACAGGCCCUGGAGGCCCAAUAAUUAAUCCCCAGGCCUGGGGCCAGAGUCUGGAGAAGGAGACCGGCAGCCCGCCUGGCUGCUCGGAGGCCGCGCUACUUCCCAGCAGCAGGGCUAGGGCCCAGCCAGCCAGCAGCCUCUUCUUCCUUGGUAUCCCAUGGGACAGUUUGCCCGCCUGAGGACUAGGUCACAGGGUUCUAGGCCUUGGCCCGGACCCCACCUGCUCCCCUUCACAUGGGGGCAGCCCAGCCCAGAGUUGUCAGCUGCUGCCCCCCACCCUGUGGAGGCCAGGCCCUGUUUUCUGGGGUCCCAGCAGGCACUCUCUGACCCAUCCCUCCAGACUCCUUCGCCCUGGCUCCCUUCUAUGAGCCCCAGAGUCCAGAGGCACGUGGUCUGUCUGCUCAUCUUAGUGUGUAACUCAUGGCAAAGAACAGGCUGGUUUCCAGCCCAGACCUGGGGACGGGCAUGCCCCCAACCUGCCUGAGAAAGGCCCUGCCAAGGGCCCCAUCUGCCCACAACAUCACAUUGGCUAAGAGGUAUGGCUAAGAGGCACACCUUAUAUUCAACUUUCAACCACAAAGGCAAUAACUGUCUGGAUUUUUCCUGGGUAUUUCACUCGGGACGAUGCUACACACGCUGGACCGUCUCCCCGGCCUGCGGGCCGAGCCUCGGCAGACAGAAGGCCCUUCAUGCAGGCGGGCACCUGCUUCUGCACAAGGUCUUUUGGAGCGAUUAUUUUUUAAAUAUUGUGCAUUGUUUCACUAAAUAUUUGCUGUUCAGAUUGGCUUCUGUGCUAAUUUUACACAGUUGUAGCACUGUAUAUUUUAUCUAAGAUUUCCGUGCCAAAAAAUUCAUUUUCAUGUUUCUGUAACACGCGGUCUUGAUUAUGUCUCUAAAAUAAAACUUCAGCUACUGGAUCAGCCGGGAUGAGGGAGGAGCACUGAUGAGCGCCGUGCUCUGCGCAAGCCCCCUUCCCGCUCAGCCCGCAGUCACUGAAAUGCACGCAUUAGUUCACCUCUGGAUUUCUCACCUUUUCAGCCCUGAGACAUUUGCCAACGUACGGGCCUGAUUUCAGUCACAAAGCCCUUACUGUUGUCUCUAAAAUCUGAAUGGCUGCAUUGAAUGGGCUUUCUGACCUACCCAGUCAGUUUCUUUGGGGCAAAAAUCAUCUGAUUUCUUUAAAAGACGGUUGAGGCUGUAGCCUGGGUGAUCAUCCCACCAGCAGAACAUGCUGGGUUCGUUAGUGUUUUGGGACCACGGGUCAGUUCUUACCGGCACGUGAAUGUUUUCCCAUCAUAACUGGAAAACCACAGCCGACCUGUCCAGGCCCCCACGUUCCCCUCGAGUCUGCUCAGGGCCGCCUCCGGCUGUCAUGCACCACGAGUGGGGAGGCCACUCAUUCACCUCGAUGGCUCUUUUUCUCACCUGUAGACCGUGCAGGGGAUGCCCUUGCAAAACCUGGGACUCGGGGCAUGGACGGUAACUAAAUGGCGGCUGCACCUUCGCAGUGCGUUGCUAACCACUCCAGAAAUGCGCCUGGAGGACGUGUGUUUCCACAAGUGCGGGGGUGGGGGAGCUAAUUAGGAAUUUUUAUUAUCUAGGAUUCAUCCUAGAGAGAAUGUCUUUACCUCUUCAGCCUUAGCUUCACCAUCCCUGGCAUAGCCGUUCAGUAAAACUCUGCUUAACCCAUCAGGUACUGACUUGGAGGAGGGGGUCUUUUGAACGCAGGAGCAUGUUCACCCCAGGCGGGAGGCCCUCAGCCUGGCCGAAGCCCCCUUGACGGUCCCAGCGGCCCGGCCGUCGGGCGAGGAGGCAACACCCCUGGAGUCUGGUCUACCGCCUGGAUGUAAAGGGAGCCUACGCGU